Messenger RNA from Funneliformis caledonium, 863 nucleotides. The record is from the annotation of a GenBank genome assembly. NCBI's taxonomy places the organism in Eukaryota, Fungi, Glomeromycota, Glomeromycetes, Glomerales, Glomeraceae.
AAUGCAAGCUCAUCUUAAUGAGUGUUUAAAUGCACCAAGUAAUGCUAAAUUACAAAAAACCAUUCUAAUACAAAAUCCUAUACCCUCAAAUAUCACAGAAUAUCCUUUAACUAAUACAAAUACACCUCUUAUUGAAAAAAAUAGAUUUAAAAAACAAAUCAAAUUAGAUAAUUUUGCAUUAUAUUCAGCUGGAGUACCAUUUACCUUUGUUGAUAAUUCCUUUGUUAUUCAAUUUUUUAAAUAUCUUCGAUCAUCUUUUAAACUUUUAAAUAGAAAGAAGAUUGCUAAUGAAUUAUUGAAUGAGGUUUAUGAAGAUGUAAAAAUACAAGCAGAUAAACAAAUUUCAAAAGCAACAACUUUUUAUAUGGUUUCUGAUGACUGGUCUAAUAUUAACAGAGAUUCAGUACAUAAUUUUAUUAUUUGUGAAGAAUCUCAUACAGCAGAAUGGAUUGCAGAUCAAAUAAUUCAACAAAUGGAUAUUAUUAGUAUCCAAAAGUUUUCAGCAGUCAUUACAGAUAUAACUAAUGUAAUGAAAGCAGCAUGGAGAAAUAUUGAAGAAAAAUAUCCUAAUAUUGUUUGUCUUAGAUGUAAUUCUCAUAUAUUUUAUGGUACACAUCUUAGCUGUUUUCAAUCACUUAAAAAAUCAAGAAUUGCUUUUGAACAAUCAUUGAUAGACCCUUUGAUUCGCCAAAAAAUGGAUCAAAUAAUGAGAAAUAAUAUAUUAUCAAAUGAAUUUUGGCAAAUGGUAGAUUUGAUAAUUAAUAUUUUAGAACCAAUAGUUGUAGCAUUAAAGUCUUUUAAAUCAGAUACAUCUAUUCUUUCAACAAUUUAUUCAUAUUAUAGCAAAUUAAUAGAACAAUUUG